Pyricularia grisea is the source of this 465-nucleotide messenger RNA. RefSeq lists its product as uncharacterized. The record is from RefSeq and is a predicted model, not a curated record. NCBI's taxonomy places the organism in Eukaryota, Fungi, Ascomycota, Sordariomycetes, Magnaporthales, Pyriculariaceae. The coding region runs from base 1 to 465 and encodes 154 amino acids. The transcript is spliced from 4 exons.
AUGUGGGGGGCAGAAAUACCUAGCAGGCUAGUAGUCAAGGGUACUUCGGGACCGAGCAAACAGAAGCUGGUGCCCAAACCUAGCUCUUGUGUUCGUUCUAACAGUGGAGCCCGAGAAGCGGCACGCCUUCCAUUGUUUACCUUGGCUCUUAGAGUUGGACCCACCCAAAAAUCUCCACCAAGAGCAAUGAUUUGUCAAUUGUCGCCAGGAACUCCAAAGGUCAGCCACGUUAAGCAGUUCGCCCCAAACACGUUGAGCAAGCCGUUUCGCCAUGGUGCAACUAUAUCCGGACUUUUCUUCAAGUCAGGCGGAAGUACUGCGAUGGUCGGUGGGUACAACAAGUCAGGGGCCUCACAAACCGUCCGGACAAACCACAGUACUAUUAAAUUGGUUACUUAUAGGAGGAGUACUUUUGAUCGGGCUGAUGUGAUGCAGGGAAUCUCCAGCCUCACUGCAACGCUGUGA